Panicum virgatum (switchgrass) is the source of this 908-nucleotide messenger RNA. RefSeq lists its product as uncharacterized. The coding region runs from base 256 to 609 and encodes 117 amino acids. The record is from RefSeq and is a predicted model, not a curated record. The transcript has a single exon. NCBI's taxonomy places the organism in Eukaryota, Viridiplantae, Streptophyta, Magnoliopsida, Poales, Poaceae.
GUGGAAUAUGUAGAAACAAUAGUUGCAACAUUGAUCUUUAACUAUUGCAACAUAUGUCGGAGUGUUUUAUUUUUUCAAAAUUCCGGACUUCCGUAGGGUAGCAUUACCGAUUGAAUCUUUUCGUAACACUACUGUAUUACUCUGCACGUGACAUCCUCGUUCUCCGAUUCUCGCAACUUGAAAAAUUGUGAUUUUGCCUUAUGCUCCGAGAAAAAACAGGGGACGUCGCCGCCAAGAGCGAGCAUCAUCAGGGCGAUGGCCACCGGCUUCAUCGUCGCGUUGUUCGCUGCCAGCGUCGGCAUCAUUUCCGGCGGCACGUUCGGCUCGCUCCUCAGCCUCGCGGGGGUGCUCGCCGGCGCCAGCAUCAUCGCGGCCGGCGUCGUGAUGGCCGACGACGACCGAGCCACACCCGCCGGCCCCGCGGCGGUCGACGGUGCGCGCGCCCUCGCAGCGUUCCUGCGUCGCCACCUCGCCGUCGUGGGGCUCGCCAUGGCCUCCGCUGCCGUGACGGCGGUCUCCGGCGAGGCAGGCCCGGCGCUCUGCUUCGGCAUGUUUGCUCUGCUCCUGCUCGCGCUCUCCCUGAUCACCAUCGGAGUUCUUGGCCAAUAGCUGGUUCGGUAUUUCUUGGUGCACGUGCACCACGCCGCCUCCGCUGCGCUGCCACUGCCCUUGCCUGCGUGCCUUACUUCCUGGACUGGGCAGGCAAAUUAAAUAUCAUCAAAGUAAAGAACACCACAUCAUUCCUCUCUUAAACCUAGUACAAUUGCUUGAUGUACUGUAUCUCUCAAUUCCCCUGUGUGCUUGCUGUCUGCUACUAACAAGAUAAUGCGAGAGUAUAAUAAGUGUUUGUCUUUCCUCUGGCCAUGUAAGCAUACUCUCUCCUUUUCUUUUUCUGAAUGAUGGUUCAA